Molecule: messenger RNA, 2549 nt
Organism: Aphidius gifuensis
Lineage: Eukaryota; Metazoa; Arthropoda; Insecta; Hymenoptera; Braconidae
Exons: 2
Coding region: 1-1641 (546 amino acids)
Source: RefSeq, a predicted model, not a curated record
AUGUGCGAUCCAGAUUCCGAUAAAUUAACUGCAUUUAAAAAAUUAGAUAAAAGUGAGACCUGUGAUUUCUUGGAUAUUUACAACAGUGAAUGUCUAAAUAAGCCACUACAUGUUUGCAAAAUCGACGAUAAAAAUAUUUCUAAUGGUUGUUAUAAAAGUCAAACACCUGAUCUUUCUGCUAUCAAUGACAAUCUGACCAAAAGCAUAGAAAAUAAAAAAAGAAGUGGUGGUAUAAAAAAAAAUUCGACACAUAACUACUCUAACGAAUGCAAUAAAUUACGAGAAUUAGAGUAUUACUAUGAAUCAAAAAAACAAGCAUCCAAAAACGAAGAUGAAUUUUUGUCAAACACAACCGCUGAUUGUUAUAUAUCUCCAAAAAAAAUAAUCAAAAAUUCAAAAGUCACAUCAAUCAAAAAUUCAAAAGUAGUCUGUAUCCAAGAAAGAUGUUCAAAUGUCGAUCAAAUAAUAGAAAAAUUCAAAGAUACUCAAUAUUUUAUCGAUUCUUUAGACAAACAUUCCGGUGUGACUGGGUUAGGGCUGAUAGACCCAUUUUUUGAAGCAGAUAUUGAAUACAAAAAACCAGCGAAAAUUCGAAUGACUUCUCAGGUAUUCGCUCAACAAUAUGACACAGUUAAACCACUAAAUUUUCCGGCUCUACCAUACAAAUCCCAUAAAAAUCCCCCGAGAGAAUCCAGAACUGACAUUGAUUUGAAUGCUCCAAGAUUUCAGAGAUUUUUUAUGAAUACUGUUGAAGGUAAUGAGAUAAAAGAGGGUGAUGAUGAAGAAAGACCAUGUAGAAAAUCAACAUGUCACUCUAAAUUGAAAAAAAAUUCUUAUACUGUAGCGAAUUCAUUAGAUGUUACUCAAUCGUUACAUAAAAAUAUUGAAAUUAUGAAAUUGAAAAAAUCAAAAAAAAAAAAAGAAUUUUCCGGUUCACGUGCCGGUAAUUCACGCUUGGCUUCACUUGCAAGCAAUCAUUAUAUUUAUUUAACGUGCAAACAUGGAUCGAAUGCUGGAACAAUGCAUGAGAAAUGUUUGAAUAUUCGGAAACGAAUACCAGGUAAUAUGGGAUGGCUUUGGAAUCAUCAAGAAGCUGUUCAAAUAAAAUUACGCCCUGGCUGGAGGCCAGGUGCGAUGUCAAGAAAUAUGCGUGAAAUAAUUAAAGAAACAAAAGCGAGCAUGACUAAAAAAACAAAAAAAUUAAGACCAAUAUACACACGUGGUACAAAAAUAUUAAAAACGAAUAAAAGUACAAUUUCCUUCAAAAAAAAUCACAAACUUACGAUUAAGGAAAGAGAUACAGAACCACCUGCGACGUUAACAGUACAGCGUAGAGAUAAAACUUAUUAUGUUACAAUGUAUCCAAUAAAACAAAAUAAAACCAAUGAGCUGAAGUUGGAGAAACAAAUGAAACCAUUCCAUUUUAAAUUCGUUCCAACUAAUGAUGAUGCUAGUGAUGAAAGUUUAGCAGUAUCUGAUUUAGAAAUUGAAUUUUCACCACCAGCCAUUGUUUACAGAUAUGAAAAAAAUCCAGAUGUUGUUCAUAUUGAUACACAAGUUAAGAAACAGGAUAUCAUAGAUGCAGCUGAAGCCAAUAGUGCUGAACAAAAUAAAAAUAAAAAAAUUAAAAAAAGUAGAUAGACGAAGCAUGAGUAGAUGAUUGUACUCAUGGUUAAAGAAUGUCUUAAUUCACUACAAUGUCUCAUUUGACUCCAAUGAAAAUGAGAAAACAAGAAUUGACGCAACAAGUGUCGAAAGUUUUGAAUGUUGCAAAAUCGAUUACAAAGUAGACUAAUAAGAUGGCUAUAUCUCAAUAAAUAUAUUUUAUAUUAUAUAUUAUAUUUUCAACAAGAGACCUGGUAGGGUCUUGUCUUACUUUUCUCAGCGCGGAAAUGAAUUACCGGCUACUUUCAUAGAUAAACGUCACGUUUUUUUAUUCAUGCAAUGACACCUUCAAGAAUUUUUUUAGAUUUUUCGAUAGUGAAAUAAAUAGUGUUAACAACUUUAAUAAACUCUCCGACUGAAAAUCUGUUCAGGCUAGCUUAAUUUGACUAAACUUCAAAUCAAUGUUGCUCUAACUCAGGAUGCUUGAUCAAGUUUCGAUCAAGAUUUGAUGAAGAUGCUUGUCUAAGAAUAACCUGAUCCAUCAAGAAAACUUUUACUCAUGCUCAAAAAACUCGUUUAUCCUGAUCAAGAUAGCAUCAAGGAAAUUUUGACUCAUCCUGAAGAAGGCUAGCCUGAUCCAAACUUGACCAAGACUUGAGUGGUCGUAAGCGUUCCCUCUACUAUGUACAAUCUAUACAUUGUCGGUUCGAAUCUCGUUAGGUACGCAUUUUGAAGGUCUGAAACUGCAUCUACGAUCAAGUUCUCUUAUCACUUGUUUUUCUGAGCUGAUUGAAAAGUAUCUAAACCGUGUCUUGAUCAUUUUUAGAAUGUUAUUGGCAAAGUAAUCUCGAGACUUUUUAGUCUCGCUCUCGUUCUCUGGACUUUUCCGUGAUUUGCACAACGUUAAUAACAGGCGGUUAAAAUUUUUUCGGUUUUUAACCGAA